Molecule: messenger RNA, 2855 nt
Organism: Suricata suricatta (meerkat)
Lineage: Eukaryota; Metazoa; Chordata; Mammalia; Carnivora; Herpestidae
Gene: FERRY3
Product: chromosome 10 C12orf4 homolog
Exons: 14
Coding region: 103-1761 (552 amino acids)
Biological process (GO): regulation of mast cell degranulation
Cellular component (GO): cytoplasm
Source: RefSeq, a predicted model, not a curated record
CACAACCCUAAGUCAGCUGAUGUUCCCGGCAUCACAGCUCUUUGACAGCUCUGGUGUGUGGACCGCUCACGACUUCGGACCUCGGAAAUCCUGCCAAAGAAGAUGAAGAAAACCAGAGAAAGAUUUUGCAACAGAGAGAGGGAAUUUGUGUAUAAAUUCAGAGUAGGAACUCAAUGCUUAGAACUGAGGGUACCCCUCAAAUUUCCUGUUCAAGAGAAUGCCAGUCAUUUACAUGGACGUCUGAUGCUGCUGCACAGUUUACCAUGCUUUAUAGAAAAAGACUUUAAAGAAGCUCUGAGCCAGUUUAUAGAAGAAGAAUCUCUCAGAGAUUAUGAUAGAGAUGCUGAAGCAUCCCUGGAAGCUGUGAAGUCAGGUGAAGUCGAUUUACAUCAGCUGGCCAGUACAUGGGCCAGAGCUUAUGCCGAGACCACAUUGGAGCAUGCAAGGCCUGAAGAGCCCAGCUGGGAUGAAGAUUUUGCAGAUGUAUACCAUGACCUAAUCCAUUCUCCGGCCUCUGAAACUCUCCUAAAUUUGGAACAUAAUUACUUUGUUAGUAUCUCAGAACUGAUUGGUGAAAGAGACGUGGAGCUGAAAAAGUUACGAGAGAGACAAGGUAUUGAAAUGGAAAAAGUGAUGCAGGAGUUGGGGAAAUCACUAACAGAUCAAGAUGUAAAUUCACUGGCUGCUCAGCAUUUUGAAUCCCAGCAAGACUUAGAAAAUAAGUGGUCAAAUGAAUUAAAGCAAUCAACUGCCAUCCAAAAGCAAGAAUAUCAGGAAUGGGUGAUAAAACUUCAUCAAGACCUAAAAAACCCCAACAACAGCUCCCUGAGUGAGGAAAUUAAAGUUCAACCAAGUCAAUUCAGAGAAUCCGUAGAAGCAAAUGGAAGGAUUUAUGAGGAGCAGAGAAAGUUGGAAGAAAGUUUUACCAUUCACUUAGGAGCCCAGUUGAAGACCAUGCAUAAUUUAAGAUUGCUGAGAGCAGAUAUGCUGGACUUCUGUAAGCACAAAAGAAAUCACCGAAGUGGAGUGAAACUCCAUCGACUCCAGACUGCACUGUCACUUUAUUCCACCUCUCUCUGUGGCCUGGUUUUACUCGUAGACAAUCGAAUCAAUUCAUAUAGUGGUAUCAAAAGAGAUUUUGCCACAGUUUGCCAAGAAUGUACUGACUUCCAUUUUCCCCGAAUUGAAGAGCAACUGGAAGUUGUCCAGCAGGUGGUACUUUAUGCUAGAACCCAACGAAGGAGUAAGUUGAAAGAAUCACAUGAUUCUGGAAACCGAAAUGGAGGAAGUGAUGAUAAGGCUAAAAAUUCUGACAGAAACUAUUUAAAUAUUUUACCUGGAGAAUUUUACAUUACACGGCAUUCUAACCUCUCUGAAAUACAUGUUGCUUUUCACCUUUGUGUGGACGACAAUGUGAAAUCGGGAAACAUCACUGCUCGAGAUCCUGCCAUUAUGGGACUCCGAAAUAUACUCAAGGUUUGUUGCACCCAUGACAUCACAACAAUAAGCAUACCUCUCUUGCUGGUGCAUGAUAUGUCAGAGGAAAUGACUAUCCCAUGGUGCUUAAGGAGAGCAGAACUUGUGUUCAAGUGUGUCAAAGGCUUCAUGAUGGAGAUGGCUUCAUGGGAUGGAGGUAUUUCCAGGACAGUGCAGUUUCUGGUACCACAGAGUAUUUCUGAGGAAAUGUUCUAUCAACUUAGUAACAUGCUCCCCCAGAUCUUCCGAGUAUCAUCAACACUUACUCUGACAUCCAAGCACUGAACCCGUAGAGGCCGACACUCUGGCAGCAGACCGCCAGACUCUCCAGGAGCCUGAGCUGUGCUGGGCUUCUGUCAAGCAAAAGAUGCCCAGCAAGAGAACUUGCAGUCCAAGCCACAAAUCAAAUCAUGAUGUGUGUCUGUGAAACCUUCCAAAACUUCAUAUACGGUAUAGUCUAAGGACCAGCCUUCUACUUAUACGUUUACUCUUAAAAUGUCUUUAUGAAAAAAAUCUUUCUUCCUACUGUUAUGCCCUCUCUGUGAAUAUUAGUAAGUUAAAACAUCCUAUAAAUCAUACCUGGACACUUGAUGCAGGAGAUUGCUGAUUACAUUUUCAUGGAGACAUUUGACUUUUCCAAAAGGUUUGAAUCCUUUCUAGUUCAAGACUUCAUUAACCAUAUAUUGCCAAGGAAAAAUUAAAAGACAUUGAUAUGCACAUUUAAGAUAUAGAUUUCUUUUGAAAAUUUUUGUGGAAAAACAAGCCUUUGAGACAGACAUGUUUAUUCUUUUAAAUUCUCCUGUUUCAAAAUCUUGUUUUUAGCGUACUAUUUCUAAAGUUUUAUAAGAAUCAGAAGAAAAAGAAACGAGUUAGAAAACGACUUUGAAUUCUUUAUCUCUGUCUCAUCUUCUCUAUAUAACGGGCCUUGCCCUUGUCUAUUAAUAACAUUUCAUGUGCUAGGAAAAUAGUAUGCUUAUUUGCAAGAAAGUUAGUCUAACCAGCACGUGGCAGGAUUUUAGUGCUCAUCAGCAUGAUGACAGACAACAAGGAUCAUUUUUCUUUCCCCAUCCUGCUUCCUGGACUCUCAACUUCCUUAACCAUUCUUCUACUUCCUGCUUUCUGUUUUUUAUAACUGUGUGUCCAUUUCUUUCUCUGCUCUGUUUCCCCUCCUUUUCCAAUAUCUUUCCUACUUUCUCAGAUGCCACAUGUCAUUUAUUUCUCCCAUCUACAACAUUUUUAUAACAUCUGUAAUACAUUUGCUAUGAGUAGUGACUACAUUAAACAAAGACAUUUACAAAAGCAAUAGUUUCAUCAAAUCCAAGUUAUAUGGAUGUUGUAACUGCCCAGUGAAAUAAAAUGGAGGAUGUUUGACAUCAUGA